AUGGCGUUCGUCACGCUACGAUCAGAGUUCCCUCUUCCUCCAGGUCCACCAGGUGAACCGAUACUGGGCCAUUUGAGAGUCGUUCCGACCGACAAUCCCGAAUAUGCGUAUGCGAAAUGGUCAGAAGAAUACGACUCAGAUGUCAUCUAUGUCAACAUUCUCGGACAGCCUGUCGUUGUGCUCAACAGCGUUCAGGCGGCGGUCGACUUGCUCGACAAACGAGGUUCAAAUUACUGCGAUCGUCCACGAUUUGUUCUCUUCGAGGUGAUGGGAUGGCGAGCGACGUUGACGUUCUUGAGAUGGGGUCCUCGUUUCAAGCUGCACAGAAGAGUAUUGCAGAGGGCGUUCAGUCUGACUAGCUGCGUUGCGUAUCGGGGCUUGCAGGAACGAGAGGCGAAGACUUUGCUUCGUGGGAUAUUGGCCAAUCCGCAGAAUUGGGAGUUGAUCUUGAGGAGGUUCGCAACGGCUGUUGUGCUAGGCAUUGGUUUCGGCGUGGACGUGAAAGCGGAAAACGACCCUUACAUCCAGAUCGCCACAGAUGCAUCAUAUGCCCUUGGCCAUGGAGGAGCACCGGCCGGGACACCUGUCGAUUUCUUCCCGAUUUUGAAGCACAUUCCCAACUUCCUCGCCCGCUCUCGGUCUCUCAAGUUCGCGCGAGAUUGGGAAUGGAGUAUACGAGCCAUCCACGAUGUGCCGUUCGCCGCUGUGCAGAAAGACAUCAGCAAGGGAUAUGCCAAUGCUCUUAAUCUCGAAGACAUCAAAGGGGCUGCUGGUGCAGUCUUUGCCGCCGGACAAGAUACCACGUGGUCGACCCUGGUAGUCUUCAUCUUGAAUAUGGUUCUCCACCCCGAGAUCCAGGAAAAGGCGCAGCGCCAAGUCGAUGAGAUUGUAGGUACGGAUAGAUUACCAACUCUCGAAGACCGGAAACACCUCCCAUACAUCGAAUACAUUGUCCAGGAAACCCUUCGAUGGGGCCCAGUUUCACCGAUUGGAGUCCCUCAUCGAUCUCUGGAGGACGACGUGUACAACGACAUGUUUAUACCAAAAGGGUCCUUCGUAUACGCAAACGCCCGAGCGAUGACCCAUGACAGGAGCACAUACUCUGAUCCAGAUACCUUCAACCCAGAUCGUUACAGUCCCAAAUCGGACGGCGGCGCCGGUGAACCGUUUCCUAUCGGUCAAUUUGGAUUCGGCCGAAGAGUGUGUGUGGGAAGACAUCUAGCAGAGGCUAGUGUCUGGAUCGUGGUGGCAACACUGCUGGCGACCAUGAGCAUCGGACAGGCUGUUGAUGCUGAAGGAAAGGAGAUCAUUCCUGAAGUCGAGCUGACGAAUGGAUUGACGUCCCAUCCCAAGAGCUUCAAGUGCUGCAUCGUGCCUAGGAGCGACCAUGCUAAAAGUCUCAUAGCUAGAGAAUAG
Messenger RNA from Zasmidium cellare ATCC 36951, 1416 nucleotides. RefSeq lists its product as uncharacterized. Gene Ontology annotation, molecular function: oxidoreductase activity, acting on paired donors, with incorporation or reduction of molecular oxygen; iron ion binding; monooxygenase activity. The coding region runs from base 1 to 1416 and encodes 471 amino acids. NCBI's taxonomy places the organism in Eukaryota, Fungi, Ascomycota, Dothideomycetes, Mycosphaerellales, Mycosphaerellaceae. The record is from RefSeq and is a predicted model, not a curated record. The transcript has 3 exons.